Messenger RNA from Cydia fagiglandana, 2985 nucleotides. Its product is annotated as cytosol aminopeptidase-like. Bases 109 to 1710 code for a protein of 533 amino acids. Gene Ontology annotation, molecular function: metalloaminopeptidase activity; manganese ion binding. The record is from RefSeq and is a predicted model, not a curated record. NCBI's taxonomy places the organism in Eukaryota, Metazoa, Arthropoda, Insecta, Lepidoptera, Tortricidae. Gene Ontology annotation, cellular component: cytoplasm. The transcript is spliced from 13 exons. Gene Ontology annotation, biological process: proteolysis.
ACAAAAACAUAAAUCACCAUUUCCCAAAAUCUAGUUGGCUUAAUUUUCUUACCAUACACAAUGUGUAUUUAACUUAUAUUUUACAUUAUUUUUGUAUAUUUUUUUGUCAUGGGUUUGUCAAAAUUAUUGUUUAGUUCUAGAUAUCUGCAGAAUGGGGCGGGGUACUUGAGCCGAAGGCUGUUGGCCUCCGAAGCUGGUCACUCACCGUGUGAGAGUGGUGGUCAAAAGGAAUCAGCAAAAAGUGCCAUAAAUGCGAAAGCGGCAGUAUGCGGCGUGUAUGUUGCAGACGGCCGGUUUGAGCUGACUUCGUUCGGUCAGGAAGUUGAGGCGGGCAGUAAUAAGCUCACCCAGCAUCUCAACGUGCUGGGCCCUGAAUUUAAAGUGGGCCAAGCGGUCGUGGUGACUGACGUGGGCGAGUACGAGGCGGUGGCUCUCGCCAGCUUCGGUCCCAAGGACGCCGGCGAGGAUGAACUGGAAGGCCUCCAUGAGGGGAGGGAGAACAUACGCUGGGGCAUAGGCGCUGGAUAUAAAGUCCUGAAUCCAUACGGUUUUGCAGAAAAGCAGAUGUAUUACGACGUUGGCCAGUACAGAGACGCCACGGGUGAGGCCUUCACGCUCGCCGAGUGGAAAUUCGACAAGUUCCGACACCAUCCGCCUCUUCCGCCGGCGGGUCACCUCUCGAUCGACAGCGAUGAAGGGCAGAAGGGAAUUAUUCGGGGCCAGGCUCAAAACUGGGCGCGAUACCUGUCAGACAUGCCUGCCAAUAAAAUGACUCCUACCGACGUAGCACAGGAAGCGAUAGACGUACUUUGCCCACUGGGCGUCAAAGUAACCGCCCACGACAAGCACUGGAUCGAGGCCAACAACAUGCAGGCGUUCCUCACCGUAGCCAGGGGUUCCUGCGAACCCCCCAUCUUUCUCGAGUGCGAGUAUAAAGGCCUGGAUAGCGGCAAUGUUAUACUAAUGGCGGCUAAAGGUGUUACCUUCGAUAGCGGCGGCCUGUGCCUCAAGAAGCCCUCGGAUAUGAUCGAGAACAGAGGAAGUAUGGCGGGCGCCGCUUGUGCGCUCGGUGCGAUACGGGCUUUAGCUGAGCUCAAGGAAAAAGUGAACGUGACUUUAGUGGUGCCGCUGUGCGAGAACAUGAUCUCAGGGCAGUGUAUGAAGGUCGGCGACAUAGUGCCCGCGCUCAACGGGGUCAACAUACAGAUUGAAGACACCGACAUGGAAGGCCGGCUGAUGAUGGCAGACGCGCUGGUGUACGGACAGGCCAGGUACAGGCCCUACAUCGUCGUCGACGUCGCCACGCUCACACACGGAAUCAAGAUGGCGACGGGCGGCGGGUGCUACGGCUGCUUCGCCAACAAGGAGUGGCUGUGGGACUGCGCCAAGCGCGCCGGCGCCCUAUCGGGAGACCGGCCCUGGCGGUUCCCGCUCUGGGAGUAUUACAAGAGGCAGAUUGUCGACGAUCCAUCAGUGGACUUGAGGAACCGGGGUUCGGGAAAAGCUACUCCUUGCAUUGGUGCGGCUUUCCUACAGCAAUUCGUGUGUACCGACUGGCUGCACUUCGACAUCACCGGCGUGGGUAAACUGGCGCACGACCCGCCGCCAUACUUGUGCUCGAAGCGCAUGAGCGGGCGGCCCACACGAGCGCUGACGCACACUCUUAUCAACAUAGCCACGCAUGAAGAGUGCAGGGCCAAGAGUCACUAGGAUUCGGGCACACACAAGCAAGCUUCGUUUGUCAACACAUCUACCUCUUACAGGAUGGAUAAAUUGUAGUUGUAACUUGGCCCCGUGAUGUGUGAAAAAUUGUCUUGAUAGCUGGCUAGUUUUGAAGUAACGAUAUCAUAACUUGUCUUAUGCUACUUCUCCAAGAGAAAUAUAUCAUUGUUAAACAUCUAUAAAUAUUUUGAGCACGAUUCAAGAAGUCAACGUACCAUCGCCCACACCGUUAACUGUACAUCGGUGAACCUUAUGCCUUUUGUAGAAGCGUUGCUGUUUGUACUAGUUUGCUGAAUUUCGCGCAACAAGUGCGUGGAAACUUGUUAUUUUUAAAAUGACAUAGACUUUCUAUAUUUUAGCUUCAGAGAACUUUACUGGUUUGGUUUUUAACAGCCUAAGGCCCACUUGCACCAUUCCACUAACACGGGGUUAACCGGUUAACCCUUUACCAGGCUGCCAUUUCAAAAAUGACAAUUGAAUGUCAGUCAAAAUACAUCACAUGUUUGAAGUUCCGUAUGUGGGAAAUAUAUAUCCCUUGGCCUGGUAAAGGGUUAAACCUGGAGUUGCCAGGGUUACCAGUACAAUUUGACACUAGGUUAACGGUUUAGCCGCUUAACCCCCGGGUUAGUGGGAUGGUGCAAGUGGGCCCAAGUGAACUGUUAAGUCAAGGAUAAGUCUACAUUGAACUUGCAUCUUGAAACGAGAAAUACCUUUCUAGAACACUGGUACGUAAACUGAUAAUAGACGCUGCUUAUAAGAACAGUGGCACAAAACAAAAUUGAAUGCCAUGUUUUAUAAUGUUAAUACAUUUAAUAAUGUAAAAAAGUAAUGUUUAAGGUUUACAGCAAUAAAGAUUUUAUUUUUAUUAAAGAUUUUAUUUCAAAUCUUACCAGUAGAACAUAUAGCAGAUAGCAUUUCAUUUGAGUUGUACCACUGUUCUCGAUAAGCAACAAGUCUAGCUCAAAAUUCUGCUCGCUCUAAGAUAAUUAUCAACAUUGGCAGCGAAAAAGUUUGGCUUCUAAAAACUUCUUCUAUAAGAAUUUAUCGUUUUUAGGUUACAUAAUUAGCUUAGGUUCUAACAUUUCUCUUGUCAAGUAGCAUAAUAUAUAACCAUAUAAACAUUUUCACACACCACAAGUGUACCAGUUUGCUGAAUUUACCACAACUACUAAUUGUACUCUCAGGGAUCGGACAAUGACAACACACGUUACAGCCAUUCAGAAUGUAUUGUUUUAUGCAAUAAAUAUAAUUUGGAAAUACUAA